UAUUUGGGACCUCCAUCUUGUCGCUCCAUCAUCCAACCUCCAUCUUCUCCCCAAGGAACAGGACGAGAAGAGGCUCAAAAUGGAAACCAAAGAAGGAUCUGAGCUAAAGGACGAACUCACUCAGGUUAAAACCUCAACGCCCGCCAAAACCACCCCUCCCAAAUGCCUCGACUGCCGGCAAUACCUCGACGACCCCGACCUCAAGUUCUUCCAAGGGGACCCCGACGAUGCGCUGGAGGAGCCCGAGAUGCUGACGGACGAGCGUCUGUCCAUCUUCGACGCCAACGAGGACGGCUUUGAGAGCUACGAGGACCUUCCUCAACACAAGGUCACCUCCUUCAGCGUCUACGACAAACGUGGCCAUCUCUGCCCCUUCGACACCGGGUUGAUCGAGAGGAACAUCGAGUUGUAUUUCAGCGGCGUCGUUAAACCCAUUUACGACGACAACCCAUGUUUGGAUGGUGGGGUGAGGGCCAAGAAGUUGGGGCCCAUCAACGCGUGGUGGAUCACGGGAUUCGAUGGAGGGGAGAAGGCGCUCAUUGGGUUCACUACAGCCUUUGCCGACUACAUCCUGAUGGAGCCCAGCAACAACUACGCCCCCUUCCAACCCAUUCAUGACCUUCAAGGACCCUCCCAACCCAACCCACCCCAUGGACCCCCGCCCUGA
This is a messenger RNA of Coturnix japonica (Japanese quail), 667 nucleotides long. The record is from RefSeq and is a predicted model, not a curated record. NCBI's taxonomy places the organism in Eukaryota, Metazoa, Chordata, Aves, Galliformes, Phasianidae.